AUGAGUAGAAGCGGAGUUACAACCAAAAGAGUGAAGACUGCUCCAGACGGCUCUAUCGAGAAUCAGCGCCCAACCGUGCAGUCCGGCUGGCCGAGGAACGAACGUUCCACGCUCGGCCAGAAUAUCGUCCGCGACCGUCCGAACGCCGCGGUCGACCCGAAGCCCGUUUUGAAGCCCAUUUCAUAUUUUCAAGCCCGGCUUAACCCUAAGCCGCCUCAAAAGACCUAG
Microthlaspi erraticum is the source of this 228-nucleotide messenger RNA. The record is from the annotation of a GenBank genome assembly. Lineage: Eukaryota; Viridiplantae; Streptophyta; Magnoliopsida; Brassicales; Brassicaceae.